AUCAAAAGAUCAAGUCUUUAGGAUACAAUGACUGAAGAGUGAAGGCUCAUGCCAAUAGCUCCGAAUUGCUGCGAAACGUUCUUUUCUAGCUGAUGAUCCAGACCCGAAUUUCAUGCUUGAGGCAAAAACUCAAAAUCAGACCCACAGAGCUCUUUCCAAAACACCACUACUCUACAUUUUCACAAGAUCAAAAGCUUAUUUCUCUGUUGAACUCUUGCGCGGAUGCCCGUGAAAUCUCUCAAAUCCAUGGCCUCAUGGUCAAGACAGGCCUUGACCGCAUUCCUUUCACAUUGAGCAAGCUUCUUGCAUCUGCCAUUGUAGACAUAGACUAUGCAGCAUCAAUCUUCAAACAUGUUCAAGACCCAAAUCUCUUUAUGUUCACUACCAUGCUCAGAGGCUUUUCAGGUAGUGAAGACCCAAAACAAGCUCUCUCUCUCUUCAAUCAUGUUAGGACUUUGGGAAUUGUGCUUGACCAGUUCUGCUUCAUUACCACCCUCAAAGCUUGUGCUCGUCUGUUGGUCAUACAUUGCGGCCGAGGGAUUCAUGGGUUAAUUCUAAGAUCUGGGCAUGGACUGUUCAUCAAUGUCAUGAACACCCUCUUAAGCCUUUAUUGUUUGUGCGGCAGCAUUAGAGAUGCCCAUCAGUUGUUUGAUGAAUGUCCUCAGAAAAUAGAUUUGGUUUCAUGGAGCACUUUGUUGGGCGGAUAUCUUCAUGUGGCUCAGCCUACUAUGGUUAUUGAGUUGUUCAGGCAAAUGGGUAGAAGUGGUUUGGAAUUUGGCAUAUCCACAAUUUUGACUGUUCUUUCUGCUGCUGGUGAAUCAGGAAAUCAUACUGGAGGGGAAUGCAUUCAUGGAUACUGCAUCAAGAUUGGCUUUUGUUCUGAUGUGAGCCUGUCUACUGCUUUGAUUAGUAUGUAUGCAAAGACUCGGCGUGUUGAUUUGGGGCGUAGAGUUUUCGACGGAGCCCCUAGGAGGGAUGUUAUUUCGUGGAAUUGUUUGAUAGAUGGGUAUGCCAAAAGUGGUCAGCUGGAAGAAUCAUUAGCUUUACUAUGGCUUAUGAAAAUCGAACAAGUGAAACCAAAUUCCUCUACCUUGGCACAAUUGCUUUCAUCUUGUGCAGCCUCAGGGGCCGCGAGUGUAGGCCAAUGCAUCUAUGACUAUGUGGAGGAGGAACAAGUGGUAAUGGAUGCAGUUCUUGGCACAGCUUUGGUAGAUAUGUACUGUAAAUGUGGGUUUCUCGAUGAGGCCAUUGAAGUUUUCUACAAGAUGGGUACCAAAGAUGUGAAAUCUUGGACUGCCAUGAUUUCAGGCUAUGGGGUUCAUGGGCAUGCGAAAAAUGCCGUUGAACUCUUCUACAAGAUGGAGGAGGAGGGGUUUAUACCCAAUGAAAUCACUUUCUUGACAGUUCUGAAUGCAUGUAGCCAUGGAGGGUUGGUCGUUGAGGCAAUGAACUGUUAUGAGAGGAUGGUUAAAAAAUAUGGAUUUUCACCUGGGGUUGAACACUACGGAUGCAUGAUCGAUCUCUUGGGUCGUGCAGGGUUGAUAGAGGAAGCAUAUAAACUAAUUAAAAGAUUACCCACCAAGAGUGACACUACAGCAUGGCGUGCAUUACUCGCUGCUUGCAGGGUGCAUGGAAAUGUUGAUUUGGGGGAACGUGUGAGGAGAGAGUUGAUAGGAACCCACAAUGAACACCCCACUGAUUCAUUACUUCUUACUAGCACUUAUGCCAUUGCAGGAAGGCUGCCUGAUCAUACAAAAAUGCAGGAGAUGAAGGAAGAGAAGACAAUGGAGGUUGACCACUGGUCAAUUGAAAACAGGAAGGACAAAAUGUCGAAGGAACCUGGAUGUAGCAUAAUUGAGAUGGAUAGUGAACGUUGGGAAGAUCUGAGUACAGUUCGGGGCCUGGUUAACUAGCUCAACAAAUUCACCCAGCGAGGAACCUACAUGUUCAUUGAUCUGAACAAUGUCCAAGGAUUGAUCCUGCAAAAUUUUUCAACUCCAAAGUUCCCUUUUGCUCAGAUGAAAAUAGCAAGUCAGAAUUUAAUUUUCAAAGAAAACAAGCAUGUGGAGAGAAUUUGGCUAGAGAGGCCACAAACAAAGCAAAUAUAAUUAAAUUUAGAUUC
This is a messenger RNA of Malania oleifera, 2122 nucleotides long. RefSeq names its product pentatricopeptide repeat-containing protein At1g26900, mitochondrial. Bases 93 to 1913 code for a protein of 606 amino acids. Gene Ontology annotation, molecular function: RNA binding; protein binding. Gene Ontology annotation, biological process: RNA modification. The transcript is spliced from 2 exons. NCBI's taxonomy places the organism in Eukaryota, Viridiplantae, Streptophyta, Magnoliopsida, Santalales, Ximeniaceae. The record is from RefSeq and is a predicted model, not a curated record.